AUGUGGCCAUCACCAAAGAACGCCUUUCUCCUCCUGCUCGCCCACUCCCUGGUCGUCAGUGGUUCCCCUAUUGACGUUGAGGAAGCCGAGGCGGCUGUUCUCGCCAAGCGCCAAUGCCCCCAGAUCCACGUCUUCGGUGCCCGUGAGACCACUGUCGCUCCCGGCUUCGGCACCGCCGGUCAGGUUGUCAACCUCAUUCUGCAGGCCUUCCCCGGUGCCACCAGCGAGGCGAUCCAGUAUCCUGCUUGCGGCGGUCAGGCCAGCUGCGGCGGUGUACAGUAUGGCGAGUCUGCUCGUCAAGGCACCAACGCCGUCGCCACGGCUGUGAACAACUUCCACACCCGCUGCCCCAACACUCAGAUCGUCUUGGUUGGCUACUCCCAAGGUGGUCAGAUCAUGGACAACGCCGUCUGCGGUGGGCCGGAUGCUGGCUCCAACAUCAACACCACCACCCCUCCCAUCUCCGCCAGCGCGCUCAACCAGGUCAAGGCGGCCAUCUUUAUGGGCUCUCCCAGAUAUGUUGCAGGUCUUUCUUACAACGUCGGCACAUGCCAAGCUCAGGGUUUCGCCGCCCGCGCCCGCGGCUACGUCUGUGGCUCCAACUCGGCCAGCAAGAUCCAAAACUACUGCGACAGCGUCGACCCCUACUGCUGCACCGGCAAUGACCAGCAGGCUCACCAGGCCUACGGCACCAAGUACGGACAGCAAGCCCUCACCUUUGUCCGCGCGAGGCUGAACCAGUCCGGCGGCGGCACCACUCCCACCAACCCUACCACUCCCGUCACGCCUCAGCCCACACAACCCAGCAACCCGGGCGGCAACUGCGCGGCUCUUUGGGGACAGUGCGGUGGCAGCGGGUGGAACGGACCAACGUGCUGCAGCCAGGGGACGUGCCGUGCUUCUAACCAGUGGUAUUCCCAGUGCUUGAACUAGGUGCAGGUCGAAGGGGGGAUGAUUCGUGUAAAUAGUUAUGAGAAAAUGUAAAUAUUGAUGCUCAUUGUGUUUAUUGGCUUUGUGACCGAUAGCGGGGACGAAAAGGGGUUGUAUGCACAAAAGUGGAAUGAUGCAUAGGACGUGUAGAACAAAGCAAUG
This is a messenger RNA of Podospora pseudocomata, 1092 nucleotides long. RefSeq lists its product as uncharacterized. The transcript has 2 exons. Gene Ontology annotation, biological process: carbohydrate metabolic process. The coding region runs from base 1 to 933 and encodes 310 amino acids. Gene Ontology annotation, cellular component: extracellular region. Gene Ontology annotation, molecular function: cellulose binding; hydrolase activity. Lineage: Eukaryota; Fungi; Ascomycota; Sordariomycetes; Sordariales; Podosporaceae. The record is from RefSeq and is a predicted model, not a curated record.